CAACAUCAAAGUUGCUGACAGGGAGGUGGACUACCUUGUUCGCUAAUGUGUGCUAUCUCAUAACACCGACGAAUUCAUCUAAAAGGAGGAAACUCUAAUUGUUCUACAAUGGCAAAAAACUUGGGCGAUAUACUGAAAAUCGGUGGUUAUCCCGCAGCGUAUGAUCCUGCGAGACAUGGACCGUAUGACCCUGCGCGCUACUACGGAAAACCCGACACAGCAUUCAUGGAUCUGAAACUCAGCGAGAUUCCCGCCUGGAUUUCGAGACGACAAAAGAGUCCCGGGGCGUUUAUGUCACUAUGCUCACGAGCAUUCUGGCGUUGGCAGCAUAAGUAUAUACAGCCUAAGCGAGCUGGCAUAGCUCCGCUCUUGCAAGGAACAUUUGCUUUUAUGAUUUUCUUCUAUGUGAUAAAUUACCCGAAAUUGCGUCAUCACAAAAGUUACAAGUAUCACUAGUUAUACUCAGAUACACAGCGACUCAAUCAAUAGAUCCAAUUAUAAUAAAGAGAGUUUAUGUAUAUCAAUUGAGCGUGAAAAAUUGAACUCCUAGAGAGUGUUGAAUAAACAUUCUUAAUAUGUGCAAAAAUGUA
Molecule: messenger RNA, 590 nt
Organism: Ooceraea biroi (clonal raider ant)
Lineage: Eukaryota; Metazoa; Arthropoda; Insecta; Hymenoptera; Formicidae
Gene: ATPsynF
Product: ATP synthase, subunit F
Biological process (GO): proton motive force-driven mitochondrial ATP synthesis
Cellular component (GO): proton-transporting ATP synthase complex
Molecular function (GO): proton-transporting ATP synthase activity, rotational mechanism
Source: RefSeq, a predicted model, not a curated record